CUCGCGGAUGAGACGACUGCAUUUUGCAUACCAAACGCAAAAAUCUCAACAUACGAGUCGAAUAUUGCUGGACGAGCUCCGGACAGAGGUACAGCGACGAGACCAAGAGCUGCUGGCAAUGUCGGCGAAGAUGAAGACGCUCGAGGAGCAACAUCAGGAUUAUCAGAGACACAUCGCCGUACUCAAGGAAUCUCUCUGCGCCAAGGAGGAACAUUAUAAUAUGCUGCAAGCUGAUGUCGAGGAGAUGCGACAGCGACUCGAGGAGAAGAACCGGAUGAUCGAGAAGAAAACGCAGGCGGCAAUGCAGGCGCAACAGGAGCGCAAUCGCAUGAACACCGAAUUAACAGAAAUCAAGGAUCACAUGGACAUCAAGGAUCGCAAGAUCAAUGUUCUACAGCGAAAGAUCGAGAAUCUGGAGGAUUUGCUGAAGGAGAAAGAUAAUCAAGUCGACAUGGCCAGGGCCAGGCUGACGGCAAUGCAAGCGCAUCAUUGCAGCAGCGAAGGUGCACUUAGUAGUCUCGAGGAGGCGAUUGGGGAUAAAGAGAAACAAAUGGCACAAUUACGUGAGCAAAGGGAUCGAGCAGAGCAGGAGAAACAGGAAGAGAGGGAAUUGCACGAAAGAGAAAUCGCUGAAUACAAAAUGAAAAUACAUACUUUAGAAUCCGAGGUCGAAAAAUUAGGCGCACGUUUGGAACGAGCGCAAGCGGAAAAGGACCGGUUAGAAGCGAAGCUCGAGAGCUCACAAUCCGAGCUUGGCAAGAGCAAGGCUGAAUUGGAUAAGGCCGCCUCCGAGGUCGGACGUAGCGGCGCAGACUGGGAGGCGGCAAAACAGCGAUUGGCCAGGUUGGAACUGGAGAACGAAAGGCUACGGCAUGACAUGGAACGAUCGCAGGGUUACGGUAGAAGCACACUGAACUCGUCCCAAGAGAUGGAGCGUGUUCAGGAACGGGCCGACAAAACGGCCACAGAAUUAAGGAGAGCUCAGGCCGAGCUGAGGGUCACGCAAGCGGACAAUGAGAGGGCACGUGCCGAAGCUGCAACUCUCCAAGAAAAGGUGGAGAAAAGUCAAGGCGAAGUGUACAGACUCAAAGCGAGACUCGAGAAUGCUCAAGGCGAACAGGAAAGCUUGCGAGAGGAGUACGAUCGAGCACAGGCAUCUGUGGCCCGUCUUCACUCUGAGAGGGAUAAGGCGAUCGGUGAACUCGAAAAAUCGCAAGAAGAACUUGAGCGCACACAGGCCACCCUCGGUAAGGCGCAACUUCAGCAGGACAAGUUGCAGAAUUUAUUGGACAAGACACAAAGUGAAGUCGACAAGCUGCAGGAAAAGCUCGAUAAGACGCAGACGGAAGUUCGUAGAAUGCAAAUGGAAAGAGAAAAACAGAACUACGAUUUCGAGAAUCUGCAAAGCCAGCUUGACAAAGCAUUGGGACAAUCAACGAGAAUGCAAAAAGAGCGGGAGGCGAUUCAACUUGAUGUGGAUCGAUUACAGGACAAGUACGAAAAAGCUCAGAUUAUAAUGCAACGACUACAGAAAGAACGAGAUAGCUUCCAGGAAGAGAUGGAGAAGAUGCACGAGAGGAUAGAAUUCCAGCAGAAUCAGAUAGCCAAGAUGCAACGCGAGAAGGAGAAUGUACUCUCAGAACUCGACUUGGUAAAGGAGAGAUGGGAGAAAGCGCACAAUACUCAUCAGAAAUUAACGUUGGAACGAGAUGAUGCGCUGACUGAAAUCCAAAUCUUAAAGGAGAAACUGGAGAAGGCACAGUAUUCUAUGAACAAAGCUCAUGAAGAGCGAGAAAACACUACCAAAGAAUUUGAAAAAAUGUUGGAAAAAUAUGAUAGAUCGCAGAGCGAAGUGUAUCGCCUUCAGAACCGUAUUGAUGUUAUGGAGGCGGAUAAGGAUCGACUCGAGCUGGAGACGGAGAAGCAGCAGAUGUUGGCAACCAAGUCACGUGAGGAAUCGCGUAAGGCUCAGGAGGAACUAGCUCGAGUACAGGAAAUGUACGAUCGCGCGGCACUGCAACUCGGUCGUACGAAAGAGCAUGAGGAGAAGUCAAAGGAGAACAUCGAUCGGUUGAGUGUAGAUCUCGAAAUGGUGCGCGAACGCUACGAGAAGUCACAGAUCGAGCUGCGACGAUUGCAAAACGAGCGUGAGAAGUUGGUGGCCGACAACGAACGCAUCAGCUUUGAGCUGGAGCGCGCGCACUCUCAGCUUAACAAGGCGCAGGCAGCGACGGAGAAGACGCAGGAGGAGCUUGCGCGUAUGCAACUUGAGAUCGAGAAGAUGUACGAGAAGCACGAUCGUCAGCAGGCAGAGGUGAGAAAGGCGCAGGGUGAGGCGGAACGACUGCGUUCCGAGGCGGAGAACGCGCGCGAGGAGGUCGAGAGGUAUGCAACACGCUUCGGCAAGUACCAGGAGAACCAGGAGCGACAGAAGGAAGAGCACGAGUGGGCGAAGCUGGAGGUGGAGCGGCUACGCGACCGUUUGGAGAAGGCGCUGGCGGAACUCGAACGCGCACGGAAGGCUGAGCAGGACGCCUCGAGGCUGCGCGCCGAUCUGGAGCGUGCGGAAGGCGUGCGAGGUAAAUACCAGUACGAGCAAGAAAAGUGGCAAAACGAAGGUAGUAGGCUACAACAGGAGGUGGAUAAACUACGCGAGCGAUUGGAAGGCCGUGAGGCCGAGCUGAAGAGGACGCAGUCGAACCACGCCGAGCUCGAGGCGAAGCUGCAUGAGGCGCAGCUUCAGCUCGAGCGGGCGCGCGAUGAGACCGGCAAGGCUACGGCACAGCAGGAACGCAAUCGUUCGGAGAUCGAGCGUGCGCGAAUCGAAGCCGAGAAGAUACGCGAUCGACAUGACAAGGUGAAGAUACGAGCUGAUGCGCUCGAGGCAGACAAUGAGAAAUUACGUGUCGAGAUUGUGCGGCUGGAGCGGCUGAUGCAGACCGAGGGUAAGACGAGAUCCGAAAGCGCAAGUAUUGAAGUAGAACGUCUACGAGCCAGUCUGGACAAGGCGAUCGUGUCGCGUGAUCAGGUUGAACUUGAGGCUGGCAGACUCGCAAAAGAGCUCGAAAAAGCACAUCUGCAAACUGCUAAAUAUCAGGAAACUACCGAGGCUAGUAAGAAGGAACUUGAACGUCUCGCCGCAGAUGUGCAAUUGCUGCGAGACGAACGCGAUGCGCUACGCCAGGAAUUGCGCCGCGUGCAACAACAACAACAGCAGCAACAGCAACAGCAGCAACUCGCUGGUAACGAAGAACUUGCCCGGAUGCAGUACGAGCUGCAGCUGGCGCAACGUGAACGCGACAAGAUGGCAGCAAUCUUGGAGAACCGAGAGAAACACUCGGAAAAGAUGAAGGAGAAGUGGGAAGCAGACGCAAAGCAGUUGCAGGUAGAGCGCGAUCAACUGGUUAUACAACUGGAGAAGUCGCAGGAAAUGCUGGUCAAUUUCCAGCAGGAGCUUAGCGCGAACGAGGCUGAGCUCGAGCGUCAGCGCGAAGAGGCCCGCCGUCUCCAACAGCGAGCCCACGCGCAGACACCCGAUCGCGCUGCCAAGGAGGCACUUGAUGCGCAAAUGCGCGAAGUACAACGGCUGCAGCAGCAGGUACAGAGUGUGCAGCAGGCGCAGCAAAAAGAGCGACAACGCGCCGAACAGGCAGAGAAGCGAGUGCAGGAGCUGCAGAAGCAGCUGGCGUCGCGCGGCACCGAGACGGUUCAGGCUGACGCGGCUCAGCUUGAGCAGUGGCGGAAGUUAUGCGAGACGGAGCGACAGCGGGCAGACACUGCUGAGCGUGAGGCCGGUGACUUGCAGAAGCGGAUACAAACGACGGAACGACAGUUGCAUGCACAUCAACAGCAGAUUCAACAAAUGCAGGUCACCAUGCAACAACAACAACAACAGCUGCAGCAGCAACAGCAACAACAGCCCGCACAACAGAACGGUCAAGAGGUCGUCAGGCUGAGAAAGGAGCUGGAUCGGGCGUGCGAGGAGAUUCAACAGGCGACAGUGGAGCGCGAGCGGUUCCAGGCACAGCUCGAGAUGCUGUGCCAGGAACUGGAAAAGAAUCAGGUGGAUUUGCACGAAGCGAACAAGAAACUCCAAGCUGGCGCCGCGAAAGCUGGUGCCGAUACUAUUCAAGAGAGGAAACAGAUGGAAGAUCAAAGACGACAAUUGGACGAACAGAGAAGACAGAUGGAAGAACGAGCGAAGACCGUAGAUCAGAAAGCUAGGACAAUAGAGGAAAAGGAGAGGAUGCUCCAAAAUCUCGACCAAGAUCUCAAAAAGAGAAAGGCGAGAAUGGAUCAACUGGAGCAACAAUUACAAAAGAGUGGCGGAGCGCCGGACAAGAGAUUAGCAGAAAUGCAAAAGGCUCUCGAAAUUACCGAGAGGGAUUUGGAAAAAGCAAAAGAAGAAUCAGGCAGGAGUGCCGCCGAGACCGAGAGGCUAUUGCAGCUCGUGCAGAUGACACAGGAGGAACAAAACUCAAAGGAGAAACAGAUCAGAGAUCUUCAAGAAGCACUCAAAAUCGCACAAGCCAAGUUGAAACAAGCUACAACUGCACAGCAAGAGUCUCAGGAUAACAAGGACGAGUCUUCUUGGCGAAAAGCACUAGAGGCGAAGAACCAUGCCAUAUUGCUGGAAAGAACGUUGGAGAAUCUCCAGAUAGAACACAACAAAUGUAAGGACCCGUUGGGUGACGCGAAACACAUUGAAUCUUGGAAGGAGGAGACGGAGACGAUGAAUCAACACAUCAUCCAGCUGGAGCAGCAAUUGAAAUGCUGUGAGGGCCUAAAGGACAUUAAUGGGCAUGACAGAAUAUCAAACAAGAAUAUUGAAACGCAACUGAAAGCGUGCGAAAAUUAUAGUCUAAACGCAAAGGAUCGGCGUAUCCUUGCACUGGAGCAGCAAGUGGCAGCCUUAAAAAAUUCCUUGAAAAAUUACAGCACAACAAAAUUCUCAGAAAAGGAUAACAGCGAUGAAAAAACGAAUAUGAAAGUGAAGGAGUCUUGGAAACAAGAGAUCGAGGCAAAGAAUCAAUACAUUAUUGAGCUGAAGCAGAAAAUAGUGUUGCUAGAAAAUCUACGGAAAAACGUGGAUGCGCAGAAAAUGCGCGAUCUUGAAAAAAGAAUCAAUAGGAAAUCCAAACGGAUCGUGGAACUAGAGAAUGCUGUACGAGAACUCGAGGACUUCCUCAAGGAGGAUAUGAAAGAGAUGCGUGAUCUGCGGUAUCAGAUAUCGCUCGAUAAAGAAUGUAUUAUGAAAAUGGAAAAGUGGAUCCAGAAGAACAAUCUCACAAAUGCAGGAAUUGAUAAAGCGAGAAUUAUAGAACUGGAGGAAAUGGUUACGAAUUUGGAGGAUUAUGUCAAAGAGCAUAAUAUCGACGGCCUUAAACGAAAGUUGCAGUAUCGAGAAUGCAGAAUUGUUCAGCUAGAGAAUCAAAUUUUUGAGUUAAGAAAACUGUCAAAAUGUGAAGAAAAUAUAUCAGUCAGAGACCUGUCGAAGGUGAACUUUCUAUCUAAUAAUGAAAUAGCUUGUGAACUAGAAGAAAAAAAACAAAAGACAAAGGAAAUAAUGCACGCCGUGGAAGAAGUUAAUAAAAUUCAAAAAUACGAACAGGAGGAGAGCCUGAAAAUAAGGUUGCAAGAAAAAGAGCAAAAGAUGAAGGAAAUGGGACAUGAUAUUUCGGAAAAAGAUAACAGAAUUCAAAGAUAUGAACAGCAAAUCGUCGAGCAGCAAAAUAAAAUUUUGAAAAUGGAAAAAGAGAUGAUCAAAAUUGAAGAAGGAUUUUAUGAAACGGAAAUCAUUAGUGCGCUGAAAAAAGAAAUUAGACUAAAAAAUGAGAGGGUGCAGGAGCUAGAAAUGGAAGUCAAUUCUUUAGAGACAUCGCUUGGUGAGAGAAUUGAUGUCGCGAUUGAAGAACUCAUCGCCACUCUAAAGGAAAAGGAGGAAAUAGAGCUUCAACUGAAAAAGAACCUCGCGGAUAAAGAGAAUAAAUUGGAAGAAUUGGAUGCGGCUCUUCGCCAGAGCAUUGGAAUUACGAAUGAGAUUGAGGCGAAGUUAAAGAAUGAAAAGAAGCUUAGAAAAGAAUCCGACCGAAGAAUUGCCGAGAUAGAGGAAAAAAUCACAGUCAUGCAAGCUGUUUCAGCCACGAAAUGCAUCACGUGCAAGCCACUUCUUUACAAGAUAUUUAAGACCGAAGGGAAACUCGGCCAGUCGACUCAGGAGAAGACUGUUCAACUUCAAGAGUUGCAUCAAAUUAAGCGUGAUGUUUUAAAAGCUGCCCUUUCCGAAAAGGAUGCUCAUUUAGCUUUGUUGGAACAUUCAGGCAUCCAAACUCCGACACAAGCGGAUCAAGCGGCGAAAUUAAAAGUUGAUAAGAAAAUAUUACUCGAUAGAUUGAGAGAAGAGGAUGAGAAGAGUAUCAAGUUAGACUUGCGAGAAACAACACCACACUUAUUUCAAAAAAUAUUCAAGAUAUCUGAUGACAGUGAGGACAGUAGCGAUAAUAAUAAUAAUAAUAAUAAUAAUAACUCUUUUGAUGAUCGCUUUAGUAGGAUCAAUUCACCGAAAUCAAUUGCUGUAAAUGAUGACAGCUCGCCGACAUUGGCUACUACAAGUUGCAAAUAUUCAUGUUUUACAGAACAAGGACGUCGCUGAUGUCCCAUAUGAAAGCUGAAGAUCACUCAUAGAUUCAUCAUCAGGAUACCAGAUAAGUACUCGAGUACCAUUUAUGGUAUUUCGGAGUAUCGAUUUCUUCGUUACCUCAAUGUUGUCAUACGCACACACACUCGCGAACGUAGAGGCAGUGCAUAGAACAUCUAGUAGCAAAAAAGAAAACGAAACAAACAACAGCAAAAAAACUCUAUAAUACACUACUAAUAUCAACUGCAGCAACAGCCAACACCUCUGCCUGUGCCGCUCAUCACGCAUCAUGCAUCUAUCUUCAUCACCAUCAUCAUCUUCGAUAUUUAUUCGACAUCUCUCACCAUUAACGAUUAACAUUUUAUCAUCCAUGUAAUAUAUAGUGAUUGGAAAAAUUCCAAAAUCAAGAAAUCAGAGGCUUCUGUAGCCCGCUGAUAAUCCAAAUAGAUAGUAUACAUUCACUUUACCAUGGAUGAAAUAUAACAACAAUGAAUGACAUACGAUGGUUUCGGAUAAUUUAUCCUGACAAUACAGGCAUCUUUUUCUCCUUUUAAUAUUAGCGACAUUUGAAUUAUAGAUAUGAUAAUUUGUUAUUAUUGCAAUGAUGUAUCGAAAUAUGAAUUGUUGUUUAUUAUAUAUAGUUUCUUACAGC
This is a messenger RNA of Atta colombica, 7289 nucleotides long. Its product is annotated as trichohyalin-like. Gene Ontology annotation, biological process: maintenance of presynaptic active zone structure; regulation of synaptic plasticity; neuromuscular synaptic transmission. Gene Ontology annotation, cellular component: cytoskeleton of presynaptic active zone. NCBI's taxonomy places the organism in Eukaryota, Metazoa, Arthropoda, Insecta, Hymenoptera, Formicidae. Gene Ontology annotation, molecular function: structural constituent of presynaptic active zone. The transcript has 19 exons. The record is from RefSeq and is a predicted model, not a curated record. Bases 8 to 6652 code for a protein of 2214 amino acids.